Molecule: messenger RNA, 1912 nt
Organism: Danaus plexippus (monarch butterfly)
Lineage: Eukaryota; Metazoa; Arthropoda; Insecta; Lepidoptera; Nymphalidae
Product: cilia- and flagella- associated protein 210-like
Exons: 9
Coding region: 236-1600 (454 amino acids)
Source: RefSeq, a predicted model, not a curated record
AAUAUACAGCAAAUAACGUCGGACAGUGACGGAUGAACGCCGCCUGAAAUGAAACUAAGGCUUUCGCUUCAUUUCCUUUAUCGCUAUUUAAUUAUGACCAACUCGUUCAUGCUAUAUAUAUACUGUUGAGCGAUUCAUACUCCUAUGAACUCUAUAUCGUGGCCGUACAGAUUAUAUACAUAUGUACAACAGUUUAGAUAGUUUUACAACACAAUUAUUAUUUUCGAUAUUAUAAAUGAAUAAAAAAAGUCAUAUUUUUAUUAAGAAAACAGAAUGGGAACGUAUGAAAAGAAAUGAAAAAAAGACAAAUCUCUAUGAUGAAAGAGAGAAGUAUUUCCAGUCAUUGAUCGAUAAGUCACAGGAGAUGAUAAAAAUUUGGCAUGAUUCUGUGCAGGGUCACAUAAACAAAGUUGAAAAACAGAAGAAUCUAAAACUCGCCAAAGACUUAAAAAUGAUACGAGACUUCAAAGCUAAAAAUAAAGUUAAAAAUAACGAUGAAGUUAUUAAAAAGGCAAAGGAAUUAAUAUUUAAGGACAGUAGCUACGGACGACAGUUGAUGAGUGCACUCCUUGAAUCAAAAGUGUUGGAAGAAAGAGAAGCCCAAAUUAAAUUUCAAAAUGAAGUAAGAAAAUUGUCUCAAAUUAAGAACGAAUCAACGCUAGACAUCAAUUCUUUAACGUUUCUAAACGAAACGGAGUUAGGCGAAAACCAAAGGAAACUUAACAAAAAGCGCAAGGAAAAAGAGAUAGCAGACAUUAACAGAGCAAUGUAUGAAAUGAAGCAGUACUGCGAAAGAGAGAAAAGAAACGAGGAAAGGCGGCAAGUAAUAAAUGUAAAUCAAAUUAAACAAAUCAUAAAAAAUGAGACGAAUUUGCAGACAGAAAUAUUACAACGUGAGAAAAAUGAUAUUAAAGAAUACGAACGAAAAACAAACGAACUGGAACAUCGAGCAAACAUUGACAAACAAGAGGAACGAUUGAGAGAAGUGUGGAGCAAAUAUCAGGACAGAAUAAAAUGCAAAGAAAAAGCUGUCUUCGACAAGAUUCACAGAGACUCGAGCCUUAAAACUCAAAUGGCUAUCACAUACAAAAUCAUUGAAAAGUCAAAUUACGAGAAAGACAAGAAAUAUAAUGAUUUCGUUGAAUCCGGAGUUGCAAAAGAAUUGAAAAGAUUGAAUGAACGCGAUCAGAAGGAAACCGAGAGUAAAGCAAACAUACACAAAAAGCGCAGAGCAUUGGACGAAGAAAAUAAGAUUUUGCACGAAUUUAAAAAGCAAAUGGAUUUUAUUAAUGAGAUUAAUUAUAGGAGAGAGAGUCGUGGCAAUCAGCAAUUUCCUAUAAUCAGGGAAAAACCGAAGUUAAAAACAGCAGGAAGAACUGCUCAUCCGGCUUUUCUGGUAACUAACAAACAAAGAGAAAAACAAAUGAAAAUUGAAAAUGAUAAGCCGUGGAGCGGCUUGGAGUCCGCUCACCAACAAUACGCGGAACACGCGACCGACAUCCUGCGACACUGUCGCUACAAACACAUGGCCUUAAAAAUCAUUAAUGAUUACCGAAAAACAAACCGUCUGGAUGAAAAAUAUCUACAAACAUCGGAAUAAUUUAUAUAAAGAUUAAUUGGGUUCCGAUAAAUAAAACAAAAUUCUCAACCAUUAUACUACAUUUUAUUUUAUACUAAACACUUAUUUACAAAACCAUUCCUUAUACUUCCCUUCGCUUAAUACAAUACGGCGUUCCCCUGGUCUAAUGAUUACAAUGUGAAGUAUCUAUUGAAAGAGUCGAAACACAGCUCUACUUAUACAUUACAUAGAAAAUAAAUUAUUUUACAAUAUGAUUUCACGAAAGACAAAGACUCGAAAGCUACUUGGAAUACUAGCAAGAUUUCAUCUUACAUAAUACGAUACUUGGAUUGA